AUGAAUGCUCAUCAAUCACCGGAUCCAGAUGGGCAGCAGCUCCCGCUGCCCAGCCCACUGCUCCUUGGCCGUGGGGAGGAUCAGCUCCGGCGGCAGCACGAACCCAUAGUCGCCCAGGUCCCGCAGCUCGACCGUGUAAGAAAACUCAGCGCCACCGAUACUAUAGACGUGGUCCGGGGCAGCGCCCGUGGUGGCGUAGAGGACGGCGCCGCUGGGUCCAAAGGUGUAGGUGGUACGGUUGGGCGACGAGUCGCGGAUGGCCUCGCUGACCACGGAGGCGGCCUUGGUCCACUUGCCCAGCUCGGGGGCGUAGAGGGUCUCCUUGUUGCCGAAGGGGGAGAGGAUGUACUGGCCGUAGCUGUGCCAGUCGAUGAAGAGCUUGAUCUUGGAGGUGUCGCGGAGGCGGCGGACGAGGCGGUCGAGCCCCUUGUUCUCGGGGGUGUCGGAUGGUGCUUCGCCGCGGUAGGUCUGGGCGCACGGGUUUGUGGAGGCGCCGCGCGGGUUGGUGUCCCAGCCGAACUCCCAGUUGCGGUUGAUGUCGCGGCCGUAGCAGGAUGGGUUGGUUGCGUUGGGGGGCGCGGGUUGUCUGUUCUUGCGCCAGAGGCGGUCGGAUGUCUGGGAGUAGACGAAGCCUGGGGUGAUGUUAGUGCUAUUCAUCUUGUAACUGGGGGAGGGGGGAGGCUCGCCGUCGGGGUUCACGAAUGGGAAGAUCCAGAAGUCGUAUUUGUCCAGGGCGGAUGUGACGAUGGUAUCAUUCUUGGUGUACCCGUUGAUGAGCUGGAGCGUGAUAUACUCGACAACCUGAAUAUUCAGUCAAAAAGACAACGGUGUGCUUACCGGAGCGGCAAUCCAUUCGCGAGCGUGGACAGUGCCGUGGUACAGAACGGCUGGCUUCCCCGGACCGGCAUUGCCAUACAGAUGGAUACCGAAGAUGUCGCGUCCCUCCUCGUCAAAGUAGGCGAUGUGGUCCGUGUAGUUGUGGUACGAGGCAAACCAGUCCUCAUCGUCCCGGACGUUGAGGCGCUUCGAGAGGCCCGCCGACUCGCUCUGGACGGAAGCGCCAAGGUCCUCGUGGAGGAUCUUGUGCUCGAGGUGGAGGGCCUCGAAUGCCGACACCUCGCUGGGGGAGACGAGGAUGUCGAUGUGGUACAGACCGUCGUCGUUCCAGCGCUCGUAGCUGGCCAGGCCGGCGUCGAGCUUGCUACGGACAUCGGCUGGGCGGCCGUGCGUCCAGAUCCGGUAGACCUUGAAGCCGUCAUAGGAGACGCGCUCGACUUCCUCUGUGGCGGGAGCAGCGAGGGCGGUCCCUGCGGCGAGGAGGGCCAGCAGAGUGGCUUUGAAGAACUUCAUCUUCGAGAUUUGUCUGAAGAAUGGAUGGGGGCUAGAGCAGCAACUAACCGCUUGACGGGGGACACGGAUUAA
Messenger RNA from Clonostachys byssicola, 1422 nucleotides. The record is from the annotation of a GenBank genome assembly. Lineage: Eukaryota; Fungi; Ascomycota; Sordariomycetes; Hypocreales; Bionectriaceae.